This is a messenger RNA of Hemibagrus wyckioides, 2949 nucleotides long. It is a transcript of the gene tmem41b, whose product is annotated as transmembrane protein 41B. The transcript has 7 exons. NCBI's taxonomy places the organism in Eukaryota, Metazoa, Chordata, Actinopteri, Siluriformes, Bagridae. Gene Ontology annotation, cellular component: endoplasmic reticulum membrane. The record is from RefSeq and is a predicted model, not a curated record. The coding region runs from base 142 to 990 and encodes 282 amino acids.
UCACGAGCGUCAUUCCUCUCCAGCACUCAUUAGGAAAUAACCGGAAAGAGAUAGAGAGAGAGUGUGUGUUUCUGGAAGUAACCGGCUGAUUAAACGAUCCUCAACGCGCCGAUUUCUGAGCGACAUUCUCAAAACACCAACAUGGCGAAGAAGAGAAGCGGCGUGCGCGAACCAGAAGGCGCUACUCUGACCGAAGAGGAGAAAUCGACGACAAAAGAAGCGCAGCCUCUUAAAGCAGCGCAGUAUACCGGAGGUGGAUCUGCACGCAUGUCCCUCCUCAUCCUGAUCUCCAUCUUUGCCUGCGCUGCUUCAGUCAUGUACCUGGUUUACAGGAACUUCCCCGAGCUGAGCGAAGACGAGAGGGACAAGAUAAAAAUCCCCAAAGACAUGGAUGAUGCUAAGGCACUGGGUACCGUGCUCUCCAAAUAUAAGGACACCUAUUAUACCCAAGUGCUUGUGGCAUAUUUUGCUACUUAUGUCUUCCUCCAGACAUUUGCCAUUCCAGGUUCGAUUUUCCUCAGUAUCCUAUCUGGUUAUCUGUAUCCCUUCCCCCUGGCCCUGUUCCUUGUUUGCCUGUGCUCGGGACUGGGAGCGUCUUUCUGCUACAUGUUGUCUUAUUUAGUAGGCAGACCCGUGGUGUACAAGUACCUCACAGAGAAGGCGCAGAAAUGGUCACAACAGGUUGAUAAACACAGAGAACACCUGAUCAAUUAUAUUAUCUUUCUGAGAAUUACACCUUUCCUCCCUAACUGGUUUAUCAACAUCACUUCUCCGGUCAUCAACGUGCCACUGGGAGUCUUCUUCUUUGGAACAUUCCUUGGAGUUGCCCCUCCAUCUUUCGUAGCGAUAAACGCAGGAACGACGCUGUACAAGCUGACCACAGCGGGCGAGGCCGUGUCCUGGAACUCCUUGGCUGUGCUGGCUGUUCUAGCCGUAGUCUCCAUCCUCCCGGUUUGCUUCCAGAAAAAGCUGCAGGAAAAGAUGGAGUAAAGCGCCGCCUCGCUUCCCUCACCCGUCAUCCAUUUCACCCUGCUUGUCCUGGUCCUCGCACGCACAGCUGUCUUUUUCUUCUUUUCUUUCUUUCGUUAUGGAAAACGGGCCCGGAACUGUUGAACUCGGACUGGCUCGUGACCACAAGCUCCUUCUUUUUCCUCUGUCCCAGAAUGAUCCAUGAUCUUAUUAAUUGUUUUGUACGUUUUUAACAACCUUGUGUGAUUAAUGUUCCCAUGUUGAAUAUUUGUUUUUAAUUUUCUAACGUUAAAGCAAUACCGUUUGAGGCCCGUGUUGCAUUGGCAGCACAAACUGGGUGCUAUGCCAGGAGAAAUCGAAAUACAACACCUCUCACUAUGCCGUGCCAUCAAGAAAGUUUCCCCACAGUUUGGCUAUUACAGUAAAUUUAAAAAAAAAAAAAAAAAAAAAAAUGAUGGAGGAGUCGGUCCUGCUGCCAACCACAUUUUCCUGGUCUCCACGUAAUUAUGGAUCAGAAGACACGAGAAAUGUUUUCGCACAGAUCAGUCAUAACGUUAAUGCCUUACCAUGUCACCUGUCAAGGGGAGGGAUAUAUUCGGCAGCAAGUGAGCAAUCAGUUCUCAUGUGUUUUGAAGCAUCUGAGGCGACUUUGACAAGGGCCAAAUUGUGAUGGCUGAGUUGGAUAUUCUCCAAAUCUCCAUGUCUUGUGGGGUGUACCAACCUAAGGUGGGCCAAACAGUGAACCAGAGAUGAUCCCUUUCCACGAGGAGCAUCAGAACCCGGACCAUGGAGCAGAGGAAGAGAUGGCACUAAGAUGUACAUUGUGAAGAAAACAAGCUGGCAUGCUCUGAGAAAUGUUCCGCUAGAAAACCUUGAGUCUGAUCCAGCGUCUGUGGGAUGUGCUAGACGAACAACUCGCAGGACGUAAAGAAUCUGCUGCUUACAUCUUGGUGCCAGAGAUAUUGUUCCACAGCACACCUUCCGAGGUCUCGUGCAGUCCGUGCCUCGACGGGUCAGCGCUGUUUUGACAGCCCUACACAAUAUCAAGCAGGUGGUUUUUAUGUUAUGACUGAUUAGUGUAUAAUAUGUAUUUUUUUUUUUGUCUUUUUAUUAUUAAUUUUUCUAGUAAUGUUUUUGCUUUAAUCCACUUUGUCUUAAAUAGCAAGUUACUGGAAAUGGACUGCAGCGGUUCUUUUGAUUUAUUUUUUUUAUUUCUCCACCUUGGACAUAAAAAAAUGAAAAACAGGAGUAAGAAUGAUGAGUUUUAACUGGUUCAAUAAUGAAGACUGAAGUCAGAAGGAACCUCCUAAAUUUUAAUUAUAUUAAAAACAAAAAACAUAACAUUUUAAGAAAUACAUAUCUGCAUAUCCAGCAGUGUUGUUUGGACUGAAUGUACAGUAAGUGUGCUGGGUGAAAUUUUCUACCACACGAAGGCAGAAUCUGGAUACCUCAUUGUGUAUGAUCUUUCUGUUUACUACAUCUUCAUCCAAAGCAUCGGUUUAGUCCCUUAGUUCUCAGUCCUGCUUCUGGAAGUACUCCUGCUCUGUUUUUUUAAUUUUUUUUUCCCUUAGCUAAUUAGCUAAUAAAUAAAUUAAUUAAUCAAAAUGUACAGGGCGUGGCUAGACUCCUGUAAAGAGCAGUAUUGGGAACCUGCGGUUUAGUCUCUUUCAGUCCGAUCUCUUUCUGCAGCUCUGAGACUAGCCUACAUCGCUAGUUUAUCCCAGCCAACCUCUCAAGUCAUUUUAAAAGCACAUCCAUAUGACUACCAUGCAUUUCUACAAUGCCUUUUCUUUGUCUUAUACGAUUUGGGUUGCCUCCACACACACACACACACACACACACUCAUACAGUAUUACAUUGACCUCUCUGGAUGUUCUAUGUAAAUGCUACUAAUGAAUAACGUUUUCUUUCAAAUGUCAUUAUGAAAUGUUAUAUAAUGAAGAUAUUUAUUAAGAAACGAUUAAAACAUGGUUCCCUUCA